This is a messenger RNA of Hyaloscypha bicolor E, 1125 nucleotides long. RefSeq lists its product as uncharacterized. The transcript has 3 exons. The record is from RefSeq and is a predicted model, not a curated record. Lineage: Eukaryota; Fungi; Ascomycota; Leotiomycetes; Helotiales; Hyaloscyphaceae. The coding region runs from base 214 to 957 and encodes 247 amino acids.
UGAUCUAGCCAUGCAUCUGCAACCCCUCUCAAGCUGGCCAACAUCGUUGCAUUGCAGCAACAGACCCUUCGUCGCUGAGGUGACGUCUCCAACCAAGGAACAUUCGAACAUUCAGGCCCAAGCUUCCCCUCAAUCAUUGGACAGGCAGUCGAGAGGCUGGUAAAAUCAUGAGAGUGCCGUCCCCACCUGCAACCAGAAAACUCAUCAUGGGAAAUGUUUGCUUGGGAGACAUGCAGAGUGGCUUCUGUAGCCAAUGAAAUGGGAGCAUGUCUCACGCUUCGCCAGCGAAAUCAGGAACUAGAUCGUCACAGGGACAGGGGUGCAGAGGCGAACUUGAUGCCUCAACUUGCUUUUGCUUGUGGUGUUGUUGGUCGACAUGAUAUGAUGAGCCAACUGCUGGGGACCGGCCUUUUGUUUUCAGGGACAAUGGCAUUGUGUGUCUUUUGUGUGACAGGAAUAGAGCGUGGAGAUGCGGAAUCUGGGGUUGCAGAAGGCAAUCUCUUCUGCUUGGAUCAUCUGGAAGCUUGCUGCAAAAUCAAGGUGCUGAGCUUCCCAGCCCUUGCUCCUCGCCUCGGCCAUUCUGCAGCUGUUGCCAGCUCCCGAGAUGUGGCUGGGCAUCGACGUCCCUGCAAGCUGCCCGCAGCGGGCCAAGAUGUCUCUAAGCUGCAUGGAGAACAGACACCCCGCCGAGCUCUCCUGGAAAGUGAAUUGGAGUAUCGUCACUUUGUGCUGCUGGUAGUCAAAAAGCAAGGCCGCCCGCCCGUCCUGACUUUAAGCUCGAACGAUCUCGCUUCCUACCACAAAGUACCACCUACCUACCUCAACCUCCUUCCACCUUCGCGUUCCUCUUCGCUUUCCCCUCCACAAACGCACACCACGAUCUCGAGACUUCCUGCACUCACAAAAACACCAAGAAGCUCCUGCAAGAUCACUUCGUGCGAAAACCUGUCGAGAUGAAGUCCGCAAUUCUGAUGACCGUUGGCGCAUUCGCCUUGUCGGUUUCGGCUCAGACCCUCCCAGCUUGUGGUAACACCUGCGUCACGAAUAUGCUCGGAAAGUUUGCGGAACUUGGCUGCGCUGCCAAUGACGACGUCUGCCUCUGUAAGAACGUCAACUUUGGCUAUG